UUGGAGGGGAGGAGCAUGGGACAGCCAUGGUAUGUGCCAGCAUAACAUAGUAGUUAGAAGAAGGAAAGGAGGAGAAAAAGAGACACUUUCUGACGCUUUACUUUCACCAUUUCCUUCAUUAGUUGGAAACAGAAUAUCACCUGUUGAACAUUAUUGGAUUUAGUGUUUCCUACAGAGCAAUAGUUUCAUUGGUUUCGCUCGGAAUGGUGAUCGGAAAAGCUGUCGCCCAGGAGAGAGGCUUCAGCUCGAAGCAGGACACUGCCAUGUGAAAGGGGUUGCUGCAUGAAGUUCGAACAUAGAGAUGGAGCUAAAGGUGUGGGUGGAUGGUGUGCAGCGAGUUGUCUGCGGCCUGUCCGAAGAGACGUCCUGUCAGGAUGUGGUCAUCGCUCUUGCUCAGGCAAUAGGGCAAACAGGUCGCUAUGUUCUUGUCCAGAAGAUGAGGGACAAAGAACGUCAGCUGGUUGCAAAUGAGCGUCCUCUGGAAGCCCUGGCUAAACUGGGCCAGUUAAGCAGUGAAGUACAAUUCAUCCUGCGGCGCACUGGACCCACCAGCAGCGAGGGCUCCGACCUGGACCGAGUACCUUCCCUCCCAAAACUCCUCGAUCCAGAACCUCCGAAGAGUAAAGUGCCCAAGAAGGCCCUCAGCUUUAACCUGGGGCCAUCUACCUCUUCACAAACUUUUGUUAAACAACCCAAAAAUGUACCGAAGGACUCUCCGGGUGUACAAGUUCCCCAGGGUCCUCCUGGGUCAUCCCAUGCCCAAGCUGGCCCAUCCAAAGAAGAGGUCUUCCGACAGAUUCUCCAUCAGCAGAGUAGAUUGAAGGAUCUCCACGCUCACUUGGACGCUCUGGAUAAGCAGGCCUGGGUUUUGGAGCAGCCUUCACCCCCGAGCUUUUCCCAAAACCUUAUAGAGGAGAUGAACUACCUGGGAGACAAAUUUAGGCAAAAUGAGGCCGAACUGGCUCAUGGGGAGUAUUGGGAGUCGGAGUAUCACGCUGAGGUUCAAAAAGAACAAAGCAUGCUCAAACAACUACGGGAGCUCAACGUAGCUCUUGAUGAGCACAACCGGAGGAUUCACGAAACAGAAACCCAGUUUGGGAGCCUUGAGCGGAACAUCCAUUUAAAAGAGGAGAGGAAAAAUGGUAUGCGUUACCAACAAGCGAACGUGGAACAAUCUCUGGGACAGAUCAUGGCACAGCUGGACACGGUGCAGCAUCAGGGAUCUGAUCUGGGCUCUGCCCUUGAGGAAACAGAAGAGAAUCUCUGGAUAACAGAAGAACUGUUACAGGCUAAGAGCAGGGAGCUUGAAGAAGUAAGCAAGGAACUACGGCAGUGUAAUCUCCAGCAGUUCAUCCAGCAGACAGUUCCUUCAACUCAGCUCAGUGUCUCAGCAGAUGACCCAGAACUUGCUUACCUCAUGCCAGACGGACAGAGCGAUGAAGACUCCAAUCACUCAGUGUUAGAGUUUAACCCUCGCACCACUGCCAAGCAGAUCCUGGGGAACCCUCGCAGCCUGCAAAACCCGCUGGUGUCCAGCCUCCAUCCAGAGGUCCUGCAAUCCAGAGAGGUGUCAUGGCGAUAAAGAUGGGAUUACAAGCCUGAGGAUUUAGUCACUUUAUGCCCUGCCUUUGAAAUAUGAUUUCCCCAUUAAGUAUAUAUUGUAUUGUAUUGUAUUGUAUGAUUUUAUAAAAAACAGUUUGUUUAAAAUGAUUAUACAGAGCACAUUGAUGUAAAUAUUGUUAUCUUUGUAAUUAUUAAAUAGCUUACGAUAACUGUUCAGAGUAUUUUAUAAAAGUUGUAUUUUUUUCUUCAUGGUUUCCAAACACAUCUAUAAACAUAUUAUUAAACAACUCGUACAAAACAUCUGG
Messenger RNA from Silurus meridionalis, 1868 nucleotides. It is a transcript of the gene rassf7b, whose product is annotated as Ras association domain family member 7b. NCBI's taxonomy places the organism in Eukaryota, Metazoa, Chordata, Actinopteri, Siluriformes, Siluridae. The record is from RefSeq and is a predicted model, not a curated record. The transcript has 6 exons. Bases 302 to 1582 code for a protein of 426 amino acids. Gene Ontology annotation, biological process: signal transduction.